Molecule: messenger RNA, 663 nt
Organism: Triticum dicoccoides
Lineage: Eukaryota; Viridiplantae; Streptophyta; Magnoliopsida; Poales; Poaceae
Exons: 7
Coding region: 1-504 (167 amino acids)
Biological process (GO): rRNA processing
Cellular component (GO): nucleus
Source: RefSeq, a predicted model, not a curated record
AUGCCGCAGCCGGGGAGCACCGUUCCGCCGGAGGAGGCGGUGCGCACGCACGGCCUCCUCACCGAGGUCCUCCAGGACCCGUCGGACCAAAAGCUCGCCGAGGCGUGGCGCGCCACGCCAUAUAGUUGUUGGUUGGGAACUUGUUUACUUGGCGUGACUUUCCAAGAGUGCAGCAGUGAGCGCUUUGCUGAAUCAUACUCUGAUUGGUUUGAGAAGAUUCUGAGGAACUUGCAGAAAGGACCACCUAGCUUGCAACUUGUUACUUUGGUCUCUUGUACUUCCAUGUCUGAUCUAUUUGCGAGAUUGGCGAAAUAUUUGAACUUAAAGAAAGAGGCAUCAUCCUUUGCUGGAAGAGUUGUUGAACCAUUGCUGCUGCUUUUAAAUGAAAAUGGUCCAGUGGCGGAUGAAGCGAUUGAUUUGCUAAGGACAGUUAUUAAAUUGUAUCCCUCAUCUGUAAAUCGACACUACAAUAAAGUUGAACCACCAUUGCAGCAAAGAUUAUGAGUACAGAAGUCAAUGUAAAAUUAUCAAAGAAAUUUGCGAGAGUCUUAGCAAUGCUACCUUCUGUCCGAGUAUCUGAGGGCACUUGGUCAUUGAUGAUUCAGAAAGUACUGAUUGGUAUAAACAAUCUUCUGAACGAUGCCUUUGUUGGGCUGGAAGAAG